Thelazia callipaeda (thelaziosis nematode) is the source of this 1440-nucleotide messenger RNA. Lineage: Eukaryota; Metazoa; Nematoda; Chromadorea; Rhabditida; Thelaziidae. The record is from the annotation of a GenBank genome assembly.
AUGUCUACGUGUUCUUAUGUGAUAGUUGGUGGCGGUGUCGCCGCAGUGUCUUGCGCUGAAGAAUUGCGUGCUGUGGAUGACAGGGCUAGGAUUAUCGUCGUUUCGAAUAGUCACCUUAUUGGUCAAUUGACGGAAGUAUUACAUAUUUCUGAAAAGUCAGUGGUAGAUGCAUUUAGCGGUGUCGAUGUUACGUUUGUUAAAGGAACUGUUAUCCAGUGGAACUGGAAAAGCAAAGAACUUGUACUGGAUAAGAAUCGGAAAAUUACAUAUCAUAAACUUUGUAUAGCAACUGGAGGUCGACCAAAAGUUAACUUUCAACAUCAUCUUUCUAUUUCAAUUCGUGAUAUGGAAACUGUGGAUCAUUUAAGAACACGAAUAAAGGAUGCAAGACGUGUUCUUGUGAUCGGAAAUGGUGGGAUCGCCACAGAAAUUGUGUAUGAACUUCAAAAUAUCGAAAUUGUUUGGGCUAUACGACAUUCUUCAAUUUCGGCAACAUUUUUCGAUGAAGGUGCUGCGGAAUUUUUCAAGCCGCUGCUUGUUGAUGGUUCUAAAAAAGUGAGGAUAAAUAAAGGACCAACGAAAAGGUAUCGACUGACUAUGAGCAGUGACCAAGAAAGCGAUGUUAUGGGUUGCGCUCUCGGUCCUGAAUGGGCAUCGGGAAUAGACAUUUCUGGAGCUCUCAAUGCUCGGCGUGUACAUGUUAUUUAUGAUGUAGAAUUAAAAGGACUAGCUUGUGAAGAUUCUGUAGGUUGUUUCAUUCCUCAUAAGAACGGGAUUGAUUUUUCAAUUGGUGUCUGGCCAUUGUAUGCAGAGCUAACUAAUGGACAAGUAAUUGGAUGCGACUUCAUAAUUGAAGCUACUGGAGUACAACCAAAUUCAUUUCUUUGGGCUCGUGACUGUCAAAUGGUAAUAUUACUGCUCACUAACAAAAUAUUUAAGUUGAAUUUGGCAAAAGAUGGAGGAAUAUUAGUAAAUGAACGCAUGUUGUCGUCAGUUCCAGAUGUGUACGCAUGUGGCGACGUCUGCACAGCUGGUUGGGAGUGGGCUAAGCACUGGAUGCAAAUGAGAUUGUGGACACAAGCGCGCCAGAUGGGUGCUUACUGCGGUCGUUCAAUGGUUCUUGGAAAUUUAAUUUCACUUGAUUUUUGUUUUGAAAUGUUUACUCACGUAACAACUUUCUUCGGAUACAAGGUAAUCUUUCUCGGCCGAUUCAAUGGUGAAGGAGUAAAAAAGGAAUGGCAUAUUUUAUUACGUGUUACAAAAGAUGUGGAGUACGUAAAACUUAUUGUUGAAAAUGGACGUAUACAAGGUGCGAUACUCAUUGGAGAAACGAAUUUGGAAGAAACAAUUGAGAAUCUCAUUUUAAAUCAAAUUGAUAUCAGCCAAGUGGAAGAGGGUCUUUUGGAUCCGAAUAUUGAAAUUGAUGACUAUUUUGACUAG